UGUAUUUGGUAGCCAGUUUGUAGCAAUGUGUCCGAAAGAGAAGCGUUGUAUGUAGUAUUUAGAAUCAGUACUUUCGUUAUAAUUGAAAUAUGACACAGAAUUCGCUUGCAAGACUGUUGUCGCUUAUUUAUUUUCGGCUGUUAUAAACUUUAAUGAUACGUUUGAACGCCGAUAAGCUAAACAUGCUAAUGCUAGCUGUAGCUGCUAGCUUGCUGUCGACAUAACAAGAACUUUAAACAUCACGUUAUUGUGGUCCUUAUACCGUGACUGUUAGAAGUCGGUUUAAAUGGGGUCUGUCAGAGCGAUGGCAUCAAAAAGACUCUUGUGUUUGUUUAACGGAAAAGCAGUCGGUUGGACCAGAACAUUAGCCCAAGUUGGAUGCAGCAGCUUCAGGAGAACUGUCUGCAGUUCACCUUCAAGACCGCAGAGCUACAUGUCAGCCUGGGUCAUCGAUCAGUAUGGUUCUAAUGGAGUUUUGAAGUUCACAGACGAUAUCACCAUACCAACUAUUAAUUCUGCCAAUGAAUUGUUGAUAAAAGUCAGUGCGGCGGGUUUAAAUCCUCUGGAUGUGUCUAUGAGAGGAGGCUAUGGGGCCACAUUGCUGAACUUGAGAAGGGAGCCAUUAUCCGUAAUCAACACCUAUAGUGAGUUUCCAUUAAUCCUGGGUCGUGAUCUGUCAGGUGUGGUAGUGGACUGUGGAUCUGGGGUAACUCACUUUGCUCCAGGUGAUGAGGUGUGGGCUGCGAUUCCUCCGUGGAAACAAGGCAGUCUGGCAGAAUAUGUGWCUCUGACGGAAUAUGAGGUUUCCCUGAAGCCAACAUCCCUGAGUCACACAGAGGCGGCGUCCAUCCCUUAUGUAGCCAAUACUGCCCUGUCAGCACUUGUCUGUGCAGGUGGUCUUUGCAGGGAAAACUCCUCAGAUAAAAGAGUUUUGAUCACAGGAGCAUCUGGAGGUGUUGGAACAUUCUCUAUUCAACUUUUAAAGGCUUGGGGUGCACAUGUUACUGUCACCUGCUCUCACAACGCUGAAGGCCUCGUUAGAGGGCUGGGGGCUGACGAGGUUGUGGACUACACAGCAGGAGAUGUGGCCGAACAGCUGGAAAUGAUGGAGAAGUUUGACUUUAUUUUAGACAACGUGGGAGGCGACACAGAGCAGUGGGCAUCGAGCCUGCUGAAGCCGUGGUCCGGGGCGAAACACGUCACUCUGGUCUCACCUUUACUGCUCAACACUGACUCCAUGGGCCUGCUGGACGGGACGUUUCACGCUUUAUUCAGUCUCCAUAACAGAGCCUUUAAGAACGUCAUAUCAAACGGAGUGUUCUACAGGUGGGCUUUUUACGCUCCGGAUGGACCUGCCUUGGACGAWGUCUGCAGGCUGGUGGAUACAGGGAAGAUUCUGCCCGUCGUGGAGGCUCGCUUUCCCUUUGCUCAGGYGCCUCAGGCCUUCCGGAAGCUGGAAGAGGGCCACGCCAGAGGGAAGACGGUGAUAAACGUCACGGAGGAGGAYGACAGCCGCACGGAGGAUGAGGUGCAAAAAACAGCGCAGCAAAACUAAAGAAAGAAGCCAAGAGAAUGACUCUCAUGGCUCUUUUUACCUUCAUGAGUCUGCAGACUUUAUAAUCCACAAAGAAAAGCUGUGAGCUGCAGAUCAUAAAACCAGGCUUGGGUUUGUAA
Austrofundulus limnaeus is the source of this 1674-nucleotide messenger RNA. Its product is annotated as reticulon-4-interacting protein 1 homolog, mitochondrial. The record is from RefSeq and is a predicted model, not a curated record. Lineage: Eukaryota; Metazoa; Chordata; Actinopteri; Cyprinodontiformes; Rivulidae. Gene Ontology annotation, cellular component: mitochondrion. The coding region runs from base 287 to 1555 and encodes 422 amino acids. The transcript has 9 exons. Gene Ontology annotation, molecular function: zinc ion binding; oxidoreductase activity.